This is a messenger RNA of Linum trigynum, 1699 nucleotides long. The record is from the annotation of a GenBank genome assembly. NCBI's taxonomy places the organism in Eukaryota, Viridiplantae, Streptophyta, Magnoliopsida, Malpighiales, Linaceae.
GGGAAGUGGGAUAAGGUUUUGGAGGAGGCAUGGGGGAUCAGUUUGAUGAAGAUGGUCGUUGGGCGUUACCACAGCCACACCGUGACAGCUACCUGAGUCGCCAAGGCGACUAUGAGGGAGGCAGGUAUGGUAGGCCUUAUUUUGCUUAUGAUGGUGAUGAUGACUUGAUUUUUAGAGCGAGACCGCCGACCAUUGAAUUUCCUAAGUGCAAUGGUCAGGAGGAUGCAGGAUUGUUGUUGUAUGCUGCUGACAGGUGGUUCAAGAAAAAAAAGAACCAUCACACUAAGUAGGAAAGAAAAGCGCACCUGCGUCUUACUACUUGGAGGGCGAUGCCCUGCAAUGGUGGGAAUGGUUAGAGCAGUCUUAUGAUGCGACAUACACAUUGAUCACAUGGACGAGGUUCCAGGAGGAGCUCCGACAUCAGUUCGGGAAAUCGGAAGGGUGGGCUCCGGAGUAGCUGGCUAAGCUAAGGCAGACCCAAUUGGUGGUUGAUUACAGAUCCGAGUUCUUCGAAUUUGGGAACAUGUGCAAGGGCGUUACAUAGGAGAUGUUAGUGGGGUUGUGCAUGGCGGGAGUGCGUCCGGAGAGCAAAACUGAUGUCAAGGUAUUUGAACUGGAUACCUUGCGUUCUGCUUUUCGUCUUGCAAGAUGAAAGGAGGAGGAUAUCGCUAAACACCAUUGGGCAUUACCAGAGGCCAAGUGGAGGAGAGAGUGGAGGCGUCCCCGGCAUUGGGGUUGACGGAGUGACAGGAGGAGUAGGAGGGACAACCACUUUCAUGGGUGCCGCACCAGGGGCGGUCCCACCCGACCUACAAGCUUUUCCAAAAGGGUUCGUCAAGCUAUCACUGGCGGAGAUCGAGUAGAAGAGGUGGAAAUUGAAAUGUUUCAACUGCAAUGAGAGGUUCAUGUUUGGCCAUCAAUGCGCAAAUUCGGAUAUGAUGAUGCUGAUUGGGCGCUAGGAGGAUGAGGUGGAGAAGUGGACCGCGGAGAAGAACGAGGCGAGACCCAAUCUUGACGGCAUGAUUGGUCUUAAGAGGGGAGGAAUAUUAGAAACAUUGGGGGGGGGGGGGGGUUGGGGAUUUAUCUACGGAUUUGGUUAAUUAGGGAUUUUAGCCCUAUUUAUUCUUUUUGGGGAUUUUAAACAUUAUUGGCCUAUUCUGGUUAAGAGUUAUUCUUUGAGUAGCAAAGGGUAAUUAUUUUGGGUUUAUAUUCUGUAAACCGAGGAUUAUUUUCAUGAAGCAGAUUAUUAUCAAGAAAAAACUAAACAUAUCUCUAAUUCCCUCUCCCCCCACAUCUGAUUCUUUUUCCCUCUGUCCAAGAUAGUCGUCGACUCCUUCUUCUUCCUAAUCCCCUUUUCCUUCUUCUGAUCUUCUCCCUCAAACCCCAACUGUUGGCCCUGAAACGACGUGCUAUCCAUCAAAACGGAGCACUUCACAACGAUGUCGUUUCACGAACCUCGCAACGAUGUCGUUUCGCUACAUCGUCCAUCGAAGUCAAGAGAGCACUUCAAGAGAGGACUCCUCGAUUGAUGAUCUCCCUGUUUCCUUCUCUCGAUCGUCCUCUCUCAGCAGAAGCUUCGACUUUCUAGAGCCUGCUCCACCUAGCACCGUCUCUAUGAUGAUGAAUGAUGAAGACUAUGGAAGGCUCCUGAUUAGGCAACAGUCAUAUGCUAUUCACACUAUAAAUUGUAAGCCUUCUG